CUUUGUGGCAUCCUGGAGCUCGGCUAAGAUGAGUACGUGAGUCCAAAGAAGGACAUUGUGGUGGAAGGACCUGCACCAGACUCUCAGACAUGGACGUGUCCAGCGACAAGCUCUUUUGCUGCAGGCUGGUGCAUCGCAAUGUUCCCGUGGCCCACAGGGAGGAACUGUACCACAUCCUGAGGAUGACGGGGCCUUUGCUGCUCUCUCGAAUCCUCAAUUACCUGCUUCCGUUCGUGGUCACCAUGUUCUGCGGGCGUCUGGGGAAUGAAGUGAUGGCUGGCUAUGGAUUGGCUUCUGCUACCAUCAAUGUCACCACUGCAGCAACAGGAUAUGGUUUGGGACUGGCGUGUGACACUUUGGUGUCUCAGACGUUCGGUGGUAAGAACCUGCUGCGGGUGGGAGUGAUCCUUCAGCGAGGCAUCAUCAUCCUGCUGUUGUUCUGUCUCCCCUGCUGGGGUCUCCUCAUUAACGCCCAGGCCAUCCUGCUAUGUCUUGGUCAGGAUCCAGAAGUGUCCAGGAUUGCACAGCUGUAUAUUACAGCCUUCCUUCCUGCCGUUCCGGCAAUGUUCCUGCAUAAUCUUCAGGUGUCUUACCUGCAGAACCAGGAAAUAAUACUGCCACAAAUGUACGCUGCCGCCGUGGCAAACAUAGCCAACGUGGUGACGAACUGCGUCUUCCUUUACUGGCUGGAUCUGGGUGUCAGCGGAUCCGCAGCAGCCAACACUCUGUCUCAGGUUUACAUCUGUGUUUUCCUGUUUGCUUACAUUUGGUGGAAGAAGCUGCACGUAACAACGUGGGGAGGCUGGUCUGUAGAAUCACUGCACGAGUGGGGCUCAUACAUGAAGCUGGCUAUCCCCAGUACAUUAAUGAAAUGCUUCGAGUGGUGGGUUUAUGAGCUCGGGGGCUUUUUUGCAGGAAUGCUGAGUGAGGACGAGCUGGCAGCGCAGCAUGUUGUCAUAAUGGUGGCUUUCUUAACCUACAUGUUCCCUCUCGGCAUCCAAGCUGCAGCAUGCGCUCGGGUGGGGAACGCUCUCGGUGCAGGUGACACUGUGAGGGCAAUCCUAACCAGCAAGGUGUCACUCACUCUUGCAGCUAGCUUUGCAGUUGUUGAAGGUAUUAUACUUGCCUCAACUAAAACAGUGAUCGGCUACAUCUUCACCUCUGAUGAGAAAAUCAUCACUCUGGUUUCUCACCUGAUGAAUCCAUACUGUUUCCUUCAGUUCUUUGACGGUCUUGUGGGUGUGUGCACAGGCAUCUUCCUGGGUACCGGCAAACAGAAGAUACCAGCUGUGGCAAAUCUCAUCGGAUACUACUGCAUAGGGCUUUCACUCGGAGUCACUUUAAUGUUUGUUGCAAAGCUGAGAGUUUUAGGCUUUUGGCUCGGGCUGCUGGUCUGCGUGAUUUUGCAGUCCGCCUUCUACAUCAUUGUCAUCUUCAAUCUGAACUGGGAGAGAAUGACAGAGGAGGCUGUGGAACGGGCUAAGAAAAACAAUGAGGUGGCAUUAUUAAGCACAGCUGCCGUCUCAGACGCUUCGGGUAACAACACUGCAGACCAGACAUUAGUGGAUGGCUGCAUGCCUGUGAGUACUGAAUGCCAUGAUGGGGACACCGAGACACAGAGUGGACAUGCGGUCCAGCGGCUGAAGGCAGACCGUCCCUCCACCACCCAGCUCAUCCUCAGACGAGGCCUCAUUAUGUUUGCAGCAGUUGCACUCCUUGCUAUCGGUGCAAGUGUGCACUUCCUUGUGCCCCUCCCAGAGGUCCUUUCGGCAAAUGCCAACUCUACUACGGACUGGAUCAAUACUACAUAUCCGACAAAUUUUCUCCAAUGAAGAGCCAG
Messenger RNA from Mugil cephalus (flathead mullet), 1840 nucleotides. Its product is annotated as multidrug and toxin extrusion protein 1-like. Gene Ontology annotation, biological process: xenobiotic detoxification by transmembrane export across the plasma membrane. The transcript is spliced from 17 exons. The record is from RefSeq and is a predicted model, not a curated record. Bases 90 to 1832 code for a protein of 580 amino acids. Gene Ontology annotation, molecular function: xenobiotic transmembrane transporter activity; antiporter activity. NCBI's taxonomy places the organism in Eukaryota, Metazoa, Chordata, Actinopteri, Mugiliformes, Mugilidae. Gene Ontology annotation, cellular component: membrane.